CUUUGAUGUUGAAGGAAAUCCUGCAUGUUGUGUUGUUUUUUACUCUUGUUUGUCUAGGGAUCCAAUCAAAGAAUUUUUCCUUUGUUAUGUACCAGAAUAGUGCUUGAACAACGACCUAUCAGUGCAGCAACCAUGCUCAACUAUAAGCUAUGGUAUCACAUAGCAAUACACUGGUCUGCCAUACUCUCCGCCACUCAAUCACUCACAGCCCAACCAAGCACGCAAUAUCCUCAACACUGCGGUACUCAGCUAGCAAUCUCUCCCAACCCACCACCCGCCUAUUGCUAUUACCUACCCCUAUCAAUUGGAAUUAUCGGAUAUAUCCUACCCUCCCAUACAAAACCACGCAUACCCAGCAACACAGACAUAAUCAUCCCUAUAUCCGGUAAAGCUAUAGUGGAUAAACCCAUGUCGUCCAACAUGAUACUUUCACGGUAUACAGAACACCUACACCGCAACUCUGCCUCCAUAUCCAACAAAGAGUCCAGACCAUCCACAAAGGCAUACUAUCCAUACAAUAGCCUGAAUAGACAGCCCUACACCAGAGACCUCCCACGGAACUACCACUCGUCUCUCCCGCAAAACAAAAGGAAACUGCCAUUAUUUUCUCCCCUCAAACUCUGGUAGCGACGAGAACGUCCCGUCCCGUAGUCUGUAACAAAGCAACAGAGUACAACAGAGCUAGUAGACUAGGUUAAGG
Molecule: messenger RNA, 700 nt
Organism: Aspergillus piperis CBS 112811
Lineage: Eukaryota; Fungi; Ascomycota; Eurotiomycetes; Eurotiales; Aspergillaceae
Exons: 1
Coding region: 133-627 (164 amino acids)
Source: RefSeq, a predicted model, not a curated record